Drosophila ficusphila is the source of this 824-nucleotide messenger RNA. RefSeq lists its product as uncharacterized. The record is from RefSeq and is a predicted model, not a curated record. Gene Ontology annotation, biological process: maturation of 5.8S rRNA; regulation of gene expression. Gene Ontology annotation, molecular function: DNA binding; RNA binding. The transcript has 2 exons. The coding region runs from base 116 to 592 and encodes 158 amino acids. Gene Ontology annotation, cellular component: exosome (RNase complex); nucleolus. Lineage: Eukaryota; Metazoa; Arthropoda; Insecta; Diptera; Drosophilidae.
UGUGGUCAUACUUCGGCUUGGCGUAAAUAUUUCCACAUGAUUGGAUUUCUGAAACUCAAAACAUCCUAACGGAGAUAAAAAUAAAAAAAAAAGAUUCUUACCUUUUUUGUAAAUUAUGUCUAAAGGAAACAAUGACGGCUAUAAAGGGACAGCAACCGGUUUUUUACUGGACGAAAGUCUUAAAGAUGAUAAAAACAUGCAAGGAAUUUUGAAUAACUUUUCCAGCAGCAUUGAAACUUUGGAAAAUGAUCUGAAAAACGCACUUGAACUACAAUCAAAAGAAACAUUAACCAUAAAUGAGCAAAUUAAACUGGAAACAUAUUUAGCAUAUUUAACCAGCACAUUGUUUUGGAUAAACCUUAAAUUACAGGGUGCCGAUGUCUCAAAGCACGGUGUGAUGCACGACUUGGGCCGAGCUAAAGAAUUACUGGCCCGUGAUAAGGAAAUAAACGCUUCUCUUGCGGCUCCAAGAUUGGAUGUAAAAGCUGCCAGAAGAUUCAUCUCCGCCGGAACUCACACGCGGUUUGUGGACAUGGACGGCGUUAUGGUCACCGAAAAACAGUACAACAAAAGUCUGAACAAAACCAACUAAUAAAGCAAUCAUCCAAAAUUGAAAAGAAAUAGAAUAGCCAAUUUCCUCACACCGCCAUUAAACUAGAACAUACACAAACAACUCAUAAACAUUUAAAAAGAACACUUGUAAGGGAAGUGUAUCUUCUAAAAUUCGAUAUUUUAGGAAUAUCAUGAUUUUAUUUCAACGAAUUUAUACCAGACAGUCAAAAUAAAGCAUACUCCUCGCUUUGUAUGCCUUACGAUAUAUGUAA